UUGUAGAUAAUAAUAUUAUGAUAAUAUGAUAGACUACAAAAGUUCAGCAUACUGCAGAGUACAACUUUCAACUUUAAACGUUUGAGCCUACUGCACUGAACUAUAUUAUACUGUAUUUAGUAUAUGCAUUUUAUUAAAUUCUUUGCUAUUGAUUUCAGUUUUGAGUCGUUCGAAGUUCGCACUUUUACGUUAAUAUGACAGAGUUUAAAAAAUCCGAAAUAUUGUGUCAGAACUUCAUUUCAGUAAAAAAUAUUCUAACUUCGUCAAUAUCAAUGUUAAUAUGUUUAUAGUCUUUGUUAAUAAUCUAAAACUGUGAAAAUGCUGGUGUAUUAAUCUAUCGAUAGUUAUUACAAUAGGUAUACACCGUGAGUUAGCAGUAUUGACCUAGCUAUUGAUAAGAAUGGAUCCGAUGCUCUGAUGUGUUGCCUCUUGCCAAUGCUAAAUUCCAAAGUGGAACAUUUGAAUUGUAGAUUGUUUCAUAUUUAUUAAUUAUCUGUGAUGCUUAUGAAUCCUCAAUAAAGCAUUACAAAAUAUUAUUAUUUACUGAAGUAUAAUGAAAUUAAGUAACAACUUAAUCGGUUAUUAGAAUAUUUUUAAAUAUGAAAGGCUAUAAAAUCACUAACUGUGCACAAGAUAAGAGAAUUGGUAUUGUCGGAAAUUCUUUAAAAGACGUUUUUACUAAAGGAUGUCAAAAAUUAAAGUUAGACCAUGCAAAUGUGACUAUGAUGACUCUUGAUGKUACAGUAAUAGAUGAUGAAGAUUAUUUUCAACAACUACCAGCACAGACAUUAUUUAUAUUUCGGUUAAAUGGGGAAACAUUUGAAACAGGUGCUGAUUUAAUAUAUAAUGUGCUUGCAGCUGUAAAUAAUAAUACAUUAGAGACUUCAAUUAAAAUAAAAUCAUUUAUGGAUGAAAACAUUAAAGAAAAAAUUAGAAUAUUAUCUUCAGUUCUGGAUGCAGAUGAUGAUAAUGAUAAAAAAAAAGAGAUAAGCAGUCUAAGAUCAAUAGACCCAGAUUGGUUUCAAGGCUUGGAAACUAGGGCAAGAACAAAAGAAGAAUUCAUGUUCAAACGCUGCCAAGAACGAAUUCGAAGUUAUAUGUACAAAACAAAAACGGAUGUAAUUAAGUCAGAUUUUUACAUAAAACAUUCAAAGUGCAGGAAGUACUUGGAUGAAGUAUUUAAACAAUUCAGUGAGCUUUUAACAAAAAACAAACAUCAUGGAUAUUAUUUUGAUAGAUCAAACACAAAUGGUUUGUGCGAUGAAGUUGGAACGUUUAAAUGUGAGGGAGCAUGGAAUCAAUCAAUUUGUACUUAUGAACGUGGUACUGGUCACAAAAUCAAUCCAUACCAAAACAGAGAGAGUAGAAUUAUAUUUUCUACUUGGAACUUAGACCAUUGGAUGGAGAGAUCUAGAACUGUUAUACCUGCAUUGUUUGAAGCCAGUAAAAUGGCAUCUGAAUCUCACCAUUCAAUAAAUAUGAACUAUUUCUAUGAACUGCUCUUCACAACAGUUAAUCUUAAACUGGUACAUAUUGUAUGCCAUGACAAAGGUCAACAUAUUAGUGCUAAAUGUGAUCCAAACUUAUAUUUACAAUAUAAAAAGGUGAAUCACAGCUUCUCGUAUGUUGAUAAUUGUUUAGUGAACGAUUUCAAUAAUUGAUCAAAAAAAAAAAAUAAAUAAUUAUGUAAUGACAUAUACUUUAUUUAUUACAUUACUAAUUGGAAUCAUGGGUUUUUCGCAAAAAUCUAAGAUCAACAUUAAAUCUAU
This is a messenger RNA of Diuraphis noxia (Russian wheat aphid), 1769 nucleotides long. RefSeq names its product DNA fragmentation factor-related protein 4 (gene Drep4). The record is from RefSeq and is a predicted model, not a curated record. Gene Ontology annotation, cellular component: cytoplasm; nucleus. NCBI's taxonomy places the organism in Eukaryota, Metazoa, Arthropoda, Insecta, Hemiptera, Aphididae. Gene Ontology annotation, biological process: apoptotic DNA fragmentation; apoptotic process. Gene Ontology annotation, molecular function: DNA endonuclease activity.